Molecule: messenger RNA, 1506 nt
Organism: Aphidius gifuensis
Lineage: Eukaryota; Metazoa; Arthropoda; Insecta; Hymenoptera; Braconidae
Product: protein sister of odd and bowel
Exons: 3
Coding region: 167-1312 (381 amino acids)
Biological process (GO): regulation of DNA-templated transcription
Cellular component (GO): nucleus
Source: RefSeq, a predicted model, not a curated record
UCCACGAAUCAACAUCUUCUCAUACUAACAUCAAAAAAUUUACGUUAAACAUCAAUUUUUGAAUAUUGUUUUUUUUAAAUUUUUUCUAUUUUGUUAAAUUACUUUUAAAAGAAAAAAAAAUUAAGAGUUUAAACAAGUGAUAAAAAGUGGAAUUGGAUUAAUCACAAUGACAAUGGAAGAUCGUUUGGGAACAGGCAUCGAUCGUCCAUGCGAUGCAAGUAUAACAGCAACAGUUGCUGGUAAUUUAACAACAAAUGCAUCAUAUCCAUUACGUAGAACAUCAAAACGUUCAUUUGAUGUUGCAUUUUUAGUUGCACCUGAUGAAAAAUUAACACGACGUCAAAGAAUUAAUUAUCCAAUAAUUGAUACAAGCCAAAGCUUUAAUCAAUCAGUUAGUCCAAGUUCAAUAAGUCCACCAGUUAAUGACAAUUGUUUUCGUGGUUUUACAUCAAUUUUAAAUCAUCAUAAUCAACAUAAUCAACAUAGUAAUAAUAAUCAUCAACAACAUCAUCAUCAUAAUCAAGAUGAUAUUAUCAGUUCAAGAAGUGCAUUUACAAAAGUUAAUUCAUUGAGUAGUUAUGAUGAAUCAAGAAGUCCACAAAGAUCAUCACCAGGUAGUCCACCAAUUGGUGGAACAAUAACACCACCAACAUGUUCAAUUAAAAAUUUUAAAUAUGGAUCAUUUUCGGCUGUUGCUGUUGCUGCUGCUGCUGCGGCUGCUGCAGCUGCUGCAACAACAACAACAGCAACAACAACAACAGCAACAACAUCAAGUAUAACAGAUGCAAUAAAAUUACGUAAAAUAACAACAAAUUUAAUUGAACAAUCAACAGCAGCAGCAGCAGUUUAUUCAAAUUUAUCAUAUCCACCAAUAUCAGUAUUUCCAACCGCACCAACAACACCACGUCAUUUUCUUGGUGUUAAUGGUGUUACUGGUUUAUUACCACCUUCAUUUGCACUUAGUUUACCAGCUCAAAAUGUAUGUGCAAAGUGUAAUUUAUCAUUUCGUAUGACAUCUGAUUUAGUAUAUCAUAUGCGUUCACAUCAUAAAAAUGAAAGUGUUGGAGAAUCAUCACGUAGACGUCGUGAAGAAAAAUUACGUUGUCCAGUUUGUGAUGAAAGUUUUCGUGAACGUCAUCAUUUAACACGUCAUAUGACUGCUCAUCAAGAUAAAGAUAGUGAUGUUGUUGUUGAUCAUCAUCAACAACAAUUAUCACAACGACAAUCAUCAUCAUCAUCAUCAACAUCAACAACAUUAAUUAAUAAGCGAAGAACAACUUCAGGACUUUCUGUUAUUCAUGGUGCAAAGUGACACAAUUCAAUCAAUCAAACAAAUUUUUAUCUCGAAUAAUUAGCUUAGAAAAAAAAAAAAAACAAAUAUAAAUAAUUGUCUAUAGUUUAUAGUGUUUAAUAAUAAUAGUAAUAAUUAUAUCACAUGGUACUGAUGUGGUCCAAAGGGCUCCUUCUAGUCAAUAUUAAAUUUAAAAAGAAAAAAAUCGUAAUAAA